UCGCCAUCUUUUCCGGCGCUGGCUCCGCAUGGUCAGUGCCAUUUCGCCUUUAUCGUGGUGGAGUCCACCCUGGCUGUGGACCUAUUCAAACUCAGUCUGUCUCUUGACUGGAGGAAGAGAAGGAAAAGUUGAGCACAUUGCCAACAGGAGUUCCCCAAGACCCUAUUUUUUUUCUUUUUUUCUGUUUUACUUCAGAAUGGCAAGUUAAAACCAAAGUGUCAGCACCUCAACAUUUUUUUUUUGGCUUAACAAAACAUCAAACGGCAUACAAAUGGCAGAAAUCCACAAUGGAGGGGAACUCUGUGACUUUAUGGAAAAUGGAGAAAUCUUCAGUGAACACUCAUGCCUUAAUGCACACAUGGGUACUGAAAAUACAGGGGACACUUAUGACUGUGAUGAAUAUGGAGAAAACUUUCCCAUGUUACACAACAGUGCCCCUACUGGAGAGACACUUUCUGUGUUGAAUCAGUGCAGAAAAGCCUUCAGCCUGACACCAAAUGUUCACCAGAGAACGUGGAUAGGAGACAAAUCCUUUGAAUACAGUGACUGUGAGGAAGCCUUUGUUGAUCAGUCACAUCUUCAGGCAAAUAGGAUAACUCACAAUGGAGAAACACUCUAUGAACAGAAGCAAUGUGGGAGAGCUUUUACUUACUCCACAAGCCAUGCUGUGUCUGUUAAAAUGCAUACUGUAGAAAAACCCUACGAAUGUAAGGAAUGUGGAAAAUUCUUUAGAUAUUCUUCAUAUCUUAAUAGUCACAUGCGAACCCAUACUGGGGAGAAACCCUAUGAAUGUAAGGAAUGUGGGAAAUGCUUCACUGUUUCUUCACACCUAGUUGAACAUGUAAGAAUUCAUACUGGAGAGAAACCUUAUCAAUGUAAGGAAUGUGGAAGAGCCUUCGCUGGGCGCUCAGGCCUUACUAAACAUGUACGAAUACACACUGGAGAGAAGCCCUAUGAAUGUAAUGAAUGUGGGAAAGCCUACAAUAGGUUUUAUCUACUAACUGAACAUUUUAAAACUCACACAGAGGAGAAGCCCUUUGAAUGUAAGGUAUGUGGAAAAUCCUUCAGAAGCUCUUCAUGCCUUAAGAAUCACUUUAGAAUUCACACUGGAAUAAAACCCUAUAAAUGUAAGGAGUGUGGGAAAGCAUUCACUGUUUCCUCAAGCUUACAUAAUCAUGUAAAAAUCCAUACUGGAGAGAAGCCCUAUGAAUGUAAGGACUGUGGGAAAGCCUUUGCUACAUCUUCUCAACUCAUUGAACAUAUAAGAACUCACACUGGAGAGAAACCGUAUAUAUGUAAGGAAUGUGGGAAAACCUUCCGUGCUUCUUCACACCUACAGAAACAUGUUAGAAUUCACACUGGAGAGAAACCCUAUAUAUGUAAUGAAUGUGGGAAAGCCUACAAUAGAUUUUAUUUACUUACUAAACAUUUAAAAACACACUGAAGAAAAACUCUGAAUGUAAGGAAUGUGGAAAUCUUUUAGGAAUUUCUCAUACCAUAAUUACCACAUUUGAAUUCACACUGAAGAGAAAUUUUAUUGGUACAAAGAAUGUGAGGAGGCCUUCAGUUAUCCCCAUUCACUUUGAAGACAUAAAAGAACUCAUACUCUAUGUGUCCCCCAUAAAUUUUAGGAAUGUUGGGGAGCCAUUGGAAUCUUUUUUUAUUAUUUUAUUUUAUUUUUUUUGAGACACGAUUUCACUCUUUUCAUCACCCAGGCUGGAGUGCAAUGGCAUGAUCCCAGCUCACUGCAACCUUUGUCUCCCGGGCUCAGGUGAUUCUGUCUCAGCCUUCAAGUAGCUUGGAUUACAGGUGCCGUCCACCACACCCAGCUAAUUUUUGUAUUUUUAGUAGAGAUGGGGUUUCACCAUGUUGGCCAGGCUGGUCUCGAGUUCCUGACCUCAGGUGAUCCACCCACCUUGGCCUCCGAAAAUGCUGGGAUUAUAGGAGUGAGCCACUGCUCCUGGCCUUUUUUUUUUUUUUUUAAGUUGUUGUUAAUACACUUUCUUCUCUUCUCAAGAGACUGGAUUGUGGUCACAAUCCAACAGUUGAGAACUCACUCUGGGGCCAUACAAUGUAGAAAACACAGAAAGCCCUCAUUAUUUCCUUAGGCCUUUCUAAGUAAGAUGUUGCAGUGGAGAAGAGAAACCCUAUUGAUACAAGAUACAGGCAUGCCCUGUAGAUAUUGCGAGUUUUGUUCCAGACUACCACUAUAAAGCGAAUAUCACAAUAACAUGAAUCAUACAAAUGUUUUGGCUUCCCAGUGCAUAUAAGUUAGGUUUACAUCAUAUAGUAGUCUCUUGUGUGCAGUUGUGUUAUGUCUAAGUACCUUAGUUUAAAAUACUUUAUUGCCAAAAAGUGCUAAUGAUCACGUGAAACUUUGGCGAGUUGUAAUCUUUUUGCUUGUGGUAGGUCUUGCCUCAGUGUUGAUGGCUGUUGAUCAGGGUGGCUGUGGCAGUUUCUUAAAAUAAGACAGCGGUGAAGAUUGCUGCAUUGAUUGACUCUUCAUUACAUGAAAAACUUCUGUUUAGCAUGCGAUGCUGUUUGAUAACAUUUUACGCAUAGUGGAACUUCUUUUAGAAUUGGACUUAAUCCUCUCAAACUUUGCCACUGCUUGAUCAACUAAGUUGAUGUAAUAUUCUAAGUCUGUUGUCAUUUCAACAAUGUUCACAGCAUCUUCAGGAGUAGAUUUCAUUUCUUUGAAAUCCACUUUCUUUGCUCAUCUAUACAAAGCAGCCUCUCAUCUGUUCAAGUUUUUUCACGAGAUUGAAACAAUUCUGUCACAUCUUCAGGCUCCACUUCUAAUUCUAGUUCUCUUUUUUCCAUCACAUCCACAGUUACUUUUUCCACUGAAGACUUGAACCCCUCAGAGUCACCUAUGAAGGUUGGAAUCAGCUUCUUCCAAACUCUGGUUAAUGUUGGUUUUUAUUUUUUUAAUUAAAAAAAUUUUUUUAGAGACAAGGUCUCGCUGCGUUGUUCAUGCUGGAGUACAAAUGGGUAUUCACCAGCACGAUGAGAGCACACUGUAGCCUUGAACUCCUGGCCUCAAGUGAUCCUCCUUCCUAUGCCUCCUGAGUAGCCAAGACUCCAGGCACACACCACCACACCUGCCUUAAUGUUGAUAUUUUGACCUCCUUCCAUGAAUCAUAAAUGUUGUUAAUGGCAUCUAGAAUGGAGAAUCCUUUCUGCAAGGUCUGCAACUUAAUUUAUCCAGAUCCAUCAGAAGAAGCAUUAUUAGUGGCAGCUAUAGCCUUAUGAAAUGUAUUUCUUAAAUAAUAAGACUUGAAAGUCAGAAUUAUUCCUGAAUCCAUGGGCUGCGGUUAGCAGGCAUGAAAACGCCAAUCUUGUUUAUACUUCUAUAAGAGCUCUUGGUUACUAGGUGCAUUAUCAGUGGUAAUAUUUUGAAAGGAAUCUCUGAACAGUAUGUUUUACAGUGGGCUUAAAAUAUUCAGUAAACCAUGCUGUAAAUAGAUGUAAAUAGAUACCACAGAGAGAGUAGAUAUAGCAUAAUUCUUAACUGGCCCUUAGAUUUUUGGAAUGGUAAUUGAAUAUUAGCAUUCAUUUAAAGUCACCAACUGCAUUGGCCUCUAACAAGAAAGUCAGCCCAGGCUGGGAAAAGUGGCUUACACCUGUAAUUCCAGUGCUUUGGGAGGCUGAGUUUGGAGGAUCACUUGAGGUCAAGAGUUCAAGACCAGCCAGCACAACAGAGCGUGACCCUGUCUCUACAAAGUAAAGAGUCAGCCCAUCCUUUGAAGUCAGAUAUUAGCUUACCUAGAGCUAUGAAAGUCCUAGAAAGCAUCUGCUGAAGUAAGGCUGUUUUGUCUCUGUUAAAACUCUAGUAGAGCUACCUCUGCCAGUUGUCUAGAUAUUCUGGAAAUGCUUGCUGCAGAUUCCACAUCAGCAAUUGCUACUUCACUUUGUACUUUUAUGUUAUGGAAAUGACUUGUUAAACCUCAUGAACUGAUCUUUGCCAGCUUCCAGCAUUUCUUCUGCAGCUAACUCACCUCUCAGCCUUCAUAGAAUUAGAGUUAGGGCCUUGCUCUGGAUUAGGUUUUGGCUUAAGGGAAUGUUGUGGCUGGUCUGAUCUUCUAUCCAGACCACUAAAACUUAUUCUGUGUUAGUGGUGAGGCUGUUUUCCUUUCUUGUUAUUUGUGUGUUCACUGGAGUAGCACUUUGUUUUUUUUCUUUUUUUUUUUUUAGAGACAUGGUCUCCCUUUUGCCCAGGCUGGAGUGUAGUACAAUUAUAGCCCAUUGCAGCCUCAAACUUAUGGGUUCCAGUGAUCUUCCUGUCUCCUGAGUAGCUAAGACUGCAGGUGUGUACCACCAUGGCCAGCUAAUUUUUGUUUUUAUAUUUUUUUUAAAGAGGCAGGACUUUACUGUUUACCAGGCUGAUCUUGAACUUAAAACUUCAAGUGAUGCUCCCCUAUCUGCCUCCCAACAAGCUGGGAUUACAGGUGUGAGCCACUGCACCUGGCCUUUAUCUUGGCUUUUGACAUGACUUUCUCACUAAGGUUAAUCAUUUCCAGUUUUUGAUCUAAAGUGAGAAAUGUGCAACUCCUUUCACUUGAACAGUUAAGAGGCCAUUGUGGGGUAAUGAAUUGGCCUAAUUUCAAUAUUGUUGUGCCUCAGGGAAUUAGGAGGCCUGGGAAGAGGAAGAGAGAGGGGAGAGUGGCCAGUUGGUGGAGCAGUGAGAACAUAGCAUUUAUUAAGUUUGCUGUCUUCCAAGGUUGUGAUUUGUAGUACCCCAAAACAAUUACAAAAGGAACAUCAAAGAUCACAGAGCAGCCGGGCGCGGUGGCUCACACCUGUAAUCCCAGCACUUUGAGAGCCUGAGGUGAGUGAAUCAUGAGGUCAGGGGUUUGAGACCAGCCUGGCCAACAUGGUGAAACCCCAUCUCUACUAAAAAUACAAAAAAUUAGCCGGGCGUGGUGGCAGGCACCUAUAGUCCCAGCUAUUCAGGAAGCUGAGGCAGGAGAAUCACUUGAAUCCAGGAGGUAUAGGUUACAGUGAGCUGAGAUCGCACCAUUGCACUCCAGCCCAGGCAACAGAGUGAGAGUCCUUCUCAAAAAAAAAAAAAAAAAUUCACAGCACCACAAUAAGUAUAAUAAUAAGGAAAAUGUUUGAAAUAUUGUCAGAAUUGCCAGGAUGUGAGAGACAAAGUAAGCACAUGCUGUUGGAAAAAAUGGUGUUAUAGAUUUAUUCAACAUGACAUUGCCACAGGACUUCUACUUGUGAAAAAUAUCUGUAAAGUGAGAUGAAGCAAAGUGAAGUAACAUGAGGUAUAUCUGUAGCUGUUGCUGUAGUGGUUUCCAAAUGGUGGUUUUCUUUUCCUUUUUUUUCUUCUGUUGGUCUGCAUUGGGGUCUUGCUCUGUUGCCUAGGGUGUGGAGUGCAGUGGCACGAUCAUGGCUCACUAUAGCCUUGACCUCCUGGGCUCAAGCGAUCCUCCCACCUCAGUCUCCUGAGUACCUGGGACCACAGGCACAUGCUAACGCACCCAGUUAAUUUUUUUAUUCAUAGAGCCGAGGUCUCACUAUGUUGCCCAGACUGGCCUCAAGUUCUUGGGCUCAAGCAGUCCUCCCACCUCAGCCUCCCAAAGGGCCAGGAUUACAGGUGUGAGCCACCGCACCCAGUCCAAAAAGUGAUUUUCUAAUUCCAUAGUUUCUUCUACAUUUCUUAACUGGAAUUUUGUAAGGAAGAGUUAUCCUUAUUCAUUUAUUUACCCAUUUACUUGUAGGAGCAUGUAUCAUAAAUUCUUACUCUAUGGGGUGUAGCUAGCUACUAUAAAUUUGAUGCACAUAUUUUUCCAGAUUCAAUAAGUAGGAUCCCCAUCAAGCUAUCUUCUGAAUCUUUAAAAAUGUAUUCUCCUAAUUUCAUGGGUAUAUAAUUAUUUCCUGGGCAGCAGUUUGUUCAUGGUACAUUUGUUUCCAGCCCUAGAAUCAGAAAAAUCUAGUUUCUUUUAAUGAAGAAUACUAUUUAGAAGCUGCAGUCUCUGUGUAGGGAGGUGUUCCUAGGUAACAGUGCCCUGGCUUUUAGGUCCUCUCUAUGGAGGAUAUGGCAAAGACAUACAUAAUUAUAUAUAUGUAUCCACACACACUAAUAACUAUUUCUAUAUUAAAAACAUGACCACAAGCCAACACUUUUAAUUCCACUGCAAAACUACUGGGUUAUUUCUUGCCUUCCAAGUUCCCUUGUCUGUAGCUAUCUUUCAUCACUUGCAAAAAAUAGCGCAUGCUCAAUCCUAGAUUAAAAUAUAAGCUACUCUCAGAAUUGAUAACUCAUACCACUCUUUUUAAAAACCUACUAACCAGAAUUCAGUUUUUAUUCACAGUUCUUAUCUUUAGGUCAGGGCAUAAUAUAAAAGCACUAGGUUUAAAACUUACUUGGUCAGCAGCAAUCCGCUUCUAGGUACAUGUCCAAAGGAACUGAAGAAAGUAUCUCCAUGUGUGAAUGCCUACCUGUGUUCAUUGCAGCAUUAUUCAGAAGAGCCAAGAGGUGGAAGCAAAGUAAAUGUCCAUUUACAGAUGAAUUGCUAAACAAAAUGCAUUAUAUACAUACAAUGCAAUAUCAUUUAGCCUUAAAAACAAAACUCUGCCAUAUGCUACAACAUGGAUGUACCUUGAGGACAUUAUGCUAAGUGAAAUAAACCAGUUGCAAAAGGACAAAUACACCCAAUUCCACUUAUAUGGGGUAUCUAACGUCAAACUCAGAAGAACAAAGUACUGCGGUAUUUGCCAUAAGCUGGUGGAGGAGAAAAUGAGUUGUUCAAUGGGUAUUGAGUGUCAGCCACGCAAGAUGGAAAAGCUUUUUGAGAUUUGUUGUAUAAAAAUAUGCCUAUAGUUAACAAUACUGUUCGGUACACACAAAAUAUGUGAAAGGGUAAAUUUUAUGUGUUUUUAUGACAAUAAAAAUUGUAAUAAAAGAA
This is a messenger RNA of Pongo pygmaeus (Bornean orangutan), 6920 nucleotides long. It is a transcript of the gene ZNF121, whose product is annotated as zinc finger protein 121. Lineage: Eukaryota; Metazoa; Chordata; Mammalia; Primates; Hominidae. Gene Ontology annotation, biological process: regulation of transcription by RNA polymerase II. The transcript is spliced from 4 exons. Gene Ontology annotation, molecular function: DNA-binding transcription factor activity; RNA polymerase II cis-regulatory region sequence-specific DNA binding. Bases 272 to 1444 code for a protein of 390 amino acids. The record is from RefSeq and is a predicted model, not a curated record.